AUGCUUGAGGUCCCACGCAUCUGCUCGAGGGGCCAGCGACGUCGCAUGACCAGCUGGAACGCGGUAAAACCACACGCUGUUCUUGCUGAAUCGACAAUGCUCGAUCUGUCUCCGGAUGACAAACCACAGGUGAUCGAAUGGCGCCAUCAGAAGUCGCCCGGUGCAACGAAAAGCACAGCAGAUGCGAAGCCAAAAUCAGUAUGUGCACAGGCCUAUUCAAGAAUUGGGUGGGGAUCGUGCUGA
Molecule: messenger RNA, 243 nt
Organism: Peronospora matthiolae
Lineage: Eukaryota; Oomycota; Peronosporomycetes; Peronosporales; Peronosporaceae
Source: the annotation of a GenBank genome assembly